AUGCCGCACGCGACCAGUGGCGCGACCAACAGCGCCGCAACCAACGGUGCAUACAAGCGUGGAGCGAACGGCCACACCCAAGCACCCAUCGGUGUAAAGAGCAGCGCAAACGGGGAUCAGAAGACGGAUUACACAAGGUGGAGGCUCAGAGAUGACAGAGGGUGCCAGACAUGGCACUACCUGCACAGUGAGGACGAGGUCAAGGAGUGGCCCCAGAGCGCAGUGGACAGAUAUUUUCUGGGUAUGGAGACGGGGCUCCCGCACCUCCCAGCAGCAGCAGGAACACCGCUCGAGUCCGCCGCGAACGCACUUUCCUUCUUCUCGAACCUCCAACUACCGCCUGGAAAUUGGGCCUGUGAAUACAGCGGGCCCAUGUUCCUCCUCCCCGGUUUGGUCAUCACAUGGUAUGUCACCGAGACACCCAUCCUAGCCGAACGCGCAAUCGAGAUCAGGAACUACCUCUUCGCACGAGCACAUCCCGAAGAUGGCGGCUGGGGGUUACACGUUGAGGGCGAGAGCAGCGUGUUUGGUACUGCCAUGAACUACACCGUCUUGCGACUGCUAGGUGUGGAUCCAGAAGAUCCAAGAAUGCGGAAAGCGCGCAGCACGCUAUGGAAGCUGGGCGGAGCACUCAACGGGCCACACUGGUCGAAAUUCUGGCUAAGCGUGCUUGGUGUCACGGACUGGGACAUUGUCAACCCCGUUCCGCCAGAGCUGUGGCUACUGCCGGACUGGGUGCCUAUUGCGCCGUGGCGCUGGUGGAUCCACAUGCGACAGGUCUUCUUGCCCAUGUCGUAUGUCUACUCCCAGCGAUGGUCAUACCCACUAAACGACUUGACCCGCCAGCUGCGGUCAGAGCUACUGAUCCAGCCGUUCGAAACAAUCACGUUCAGCGCGCAUCGUAACAGCAUCUCUCCUGUGGACAACUAUCAUCCCAAGACUUGGAUCCUGAAGCUGUUGUUUUGGUUCCUUACGUCUGUCUGGGGCCCUUACCUGAGGCCUGCGUGGCUUGUAGAGCGCGCCGAGAAGCACGUAUGGUGGUUGAUUCAAGCCGAGGACAAGAAUACCGACUUUUCAAACCUUGGACCUGUCAACGGGCCUAUGAACACGUUAUGCGCAUACAUAAAAGAAGGGCCCGAAGGCUACGCUUUCAACGAGCAUCUCAAGACACUUCCCGAGUUUCUCUGGAUGAGAGACGAAGGCAUGCUCAUGAACGGGACCGAUGGCGCCCAAACCUGGGACACAGCUUUCACUGUUCUUGCCGCAGAAUCGUGUGGGUUCCUCUCUCAGAAGCAGUACCGACCUAUGUUCACCAAAGCUCUCGAGUUUCUUGAGGACCAGCAAAUGCUUGAAGAAUGCGAAGACCAACACGCCUGUUACCGCCAGCAGAGAAAAGGCGCCUGGGGCUUCAGCACACGCAAGCAAGGUUACGCUGUCAGUGACUGCACAUCUGAAGGUCUCAAGGCGACACUGAUCCUCCAAAACCAACACGAUUACCCCACCCUCAUCGAAGAGCGUAGACUCAAAGACGCAAUCGAUGUGCUUUUGACUAUGCAAAAUUCCUCCGGCGGCUGCGCGUCCUACGAGCCCACGCGUGGUUCCGAAAUGCUCGAACACCUCAACGCUGCAGAAGUCUUUGGCAAGAUCAUGGUAGAGUACGACUACGUCGAAUGCACAACAGCGGUCGUCACGGCACUGCAAAUGUUCCAGAAGCAUUAUCCUUCCUACCGCAGCACCGAGAUUGUCGCUUUCCGCGACCGAGCUGUCGAAUACAUCCGCUCUGCACAACGUCCCGACGGGUCUUGGUAUGGCGCCUGGGGCAUCUGUUUCACGUACGCUGCCAUGUUUGCACUCGAGUCGCUCAAGUGCGUUGGUGAAACGCAUGCGAAUUCUGAGCGAAUGCGGCGGGCGUGUCAGUUCUUCCUUGACCGCCAGAUGGAAGAUGGAGGGUGGGGCGAGACUUACAAGUCUUGUGAGACGGGCGAGUAUUGCCAGCAUGAGAAGAGCCAGGUUGUGCAGACGGCGUGGGUGGUGAUUGCAAUGCUGGAGGCUGGGUUUCCAGAUAAGGAGCCGUUGAGAAAGGCACUCAAGAUGAUUACCAGCAGGCAGCAGGCCAAUGGCGAGUGGAAGCAGGAGGCCAUUGAAGGCGUGUUCAACAAGUCUUGUAUGAUCUCCUACUCCAACUACAAGUUCAUCUUCCCGAUCAAGGCGCUGGGCAUGUAUGCUAAGCGCUUCGGCAACGAGCCGUUGUAA
Ascochyta rabiei is the source of this 2253-nucleotide messenger RNA. RefSeq names its product Lanosterol synthase. NCBI's taxonomy places the organism in Eukaryota, Fungi, Ascomycota, Dothideomycetes, Pleosporales, Didymellaceae. Gene Ontology annotation, biological process: ergosterol biosynthetic process; triterpenoid biosynthetic process. The transcript is spliced from 3 exons. Gene Ontology annotation, molecular function: lanosterol synthase activity. The coding region runs from base 1 to 2253 and encodes 750 amino acids. Gene Ontology annotation, cellular component: lipid droplet. The record is from RefSeq and is a predicted model, not a curated record.